Brugia pahangi is the source of this 4968-nucleotide messenger RNA. Lineage: Eukaryota; Metazoa; Nematoda; Chromadorea; Rhabditida; Onchocercidae. The record is from the annotation of a GenBank genome assembly.
AUGGUAGUGCCAUUUGUAUUACUUUUAUCAACCACUGAAAUGAAUGAUAGUGCCGUAAAGUUGAAAAAGAAAAGGCUUAUCAAGCAUGUUGUCACCUUAUCAGUUAUCACUAGCAUACUAUUUGCAUUAAUCAUUGUUGCUGGCAUUAUAUUGAUAUUCAAAUUACCACCAAACAAUCAAAAAUUUACUCUUAGCACAAUUGACUUAUCACAAGAUCAAGAAAAUUGGAAACAUCAAGUGAAUGCUGUUUUUGCAAUAAAUUUAAUUGGACCAAAAGAAAUGCGACCUAAACGAUCGGUGGAAAAUAUUAAAAAGUACACGUUACAAGUGAUACGUUCACUUCUAUUCACGUAUUACGGAAGUGACGCGCAAUUUGUAAUACAAACUUAUUCCAUUCCUGGGCAAACAACAUUUAGCGAAUUCUGUAAUGCACCGUGUACAAUGCGAUAUAUCGAUCAGAUCGAUCAGAUCAAUCAAAUUGAUCGAGAACAAACUUCUAUCGGUGAAAAUCCCAAUCAAACAGAUGCUGUUUGGCAAUAUUAUCGCUAUAGUCUUGGAAGAAAACCAAGUCGUUACAUUUUAUUUGUUGCUGAUCGUACUUCAUACAGUGAUGAUGCAAUAUUUGAAAAAGAUAUGGAAGAAACGAGUAAAAUAUUAGAACAAACAAAGCUAACAAAUAAAACAGAAACAAUAUUUAUUAACAAUGCUAAUAUAGCAAAUUACUUUAUGCAUAAAAGUAAUAUUAUUAGCAAUGGAAGAAGCGCUACAGAAUUAGCAAAUUUAAUCAACAAUAGACUGAUUUCUUAUUAUAAUAAUGAUAAUAAACUGAAUGCAAAUACAACAAUUGCAACAACAAUAAGCGAUUCAUCAGAAUUUGUUAUACCAUUUAUUACUGAAACAACAACAACUACUAUUAUUACUGCUGAAAAAAAUAAAAAUGAAAUUGAUGUUCAAACAAUACCUGUGCAAGAAUUACCUCAAUCAAAUGUUGCAUUCCAUAAUACAGAAAUAAAAGAACAAGCAACUACAGUUUCAUUCAUUUCAUCUACAACAAAAUUCAGCAAAACAACAAAGAAUGAUCAUCAAUUCAUCAAUGAUAAUUCACGAUUAUCAUUUCCGGAAGAUGAUUUUAUUGUUGAAAGGAUGAAAAUUUUUUCAACUGAUACUGAUGAUGCUAAUAUCGAAUCAACAACAUUUACAUUACUACCAUUUUUAUGGACCGGAAAUGGUGAUGAUUUUGAGCAACCGGAUGAUACGGAUAUUGAUGAAAUGAUCGAAACAGCGCAAUCAAAAAUUACUUCAACAGAAAAAAUUACACAAUCAAUAAGCAGUAAUGUUGCUAAUGAAUUAACACAUAUUAAAAGUACUGAUAGUAGUAGUGAUAAGCAUUUGGAUUAUCAUUUAUUAACUGAUAAAAUAGAUAAUAGUAAGGUAAAUUUACCUAUGACAUCUAGUAGCAACAACAAAAUGUCAUCUAAAUUUCAAGCAAAUGAUCGAUUUGAACAAACAAAAUUAAUUGAAAAUGAUGAAUCAUCAGAAGAAGAAGAAGAAGAAGGAGGAGGAGGAGGAGGAGAUGGAACGAUUAAUUUUAAAUCAAUUUCUGAUAUGAAUUCCUGGAUGGAUAAUUAUCAAAAUUUAACGACAACAACAACAACAACAACAACAACAAAUUUAUCAGAUGUCACAUUGGAUGACAUUAAUACAUCAUUCACUGAUGAAAAUGCUAAAUUUUUAUUGGAAACUAUUUUUUCAAAAGUAACACCAAUCGAUGAUAAAAUGAUAACUGCUACUGAUGCUACUGCUACUGCUACUGAUAAGUUAUCAACAAAUGAAAUGAAUGAUAAAAAUGUUUCAGAAUUUGUUGACAAAAAUGGUGUGACAAAUUUGGAAACUUUAACGCAAUCAAAAAUUGUACCAUCAUUAGAUAUCAAUGAUUUUGCAUAUUUUUUAGAGGAUUUGACUAUUUCAUCUACUUCAACAACAUUCGAUGAAUUGAUAAAUUUGAAUUCACAACAGAAACAUUCCAAUUCAUUUCAAUUAAAUGAAAAAUUUGAAACAACAAAAAUUGCCGAAAAAGGAAAUGCUGAAAUUACUGGAAUAAAAGAAGCGGAAACAGAAUUAAACCGAGGUGAAAUAAUUACUGAACCACUGAAAAAUAUGAUUACGCCUCAUACGGAUGAUAUAUUGGAUAUUCCGGUUGAAAAUAGCAACACAAUGGAAAUGGAUAGUGUGACAACAAUUUUGGAAGUACCACAGAUUAGUUCCGGACAAUCAACAUUUCCAGAAAGUAGUUUCAUUCAAGAAAAGAUACAUUCAAGUGAAAGUGAUGAUAAAGUGAUGGAACAAUUAGCAUCCGGAAAAAGUAAUUCAUUUCCUACCACCGAAUUCUCAACAAUUCUAACAAAUAACUCUCCGGAAAAUGUAAUGGAUUUAACCGGAAGCGUAACUGAUACUUCCUUGCUAUCAGAUGAUAAAAAAUUAUCAAUGACAACGAGUAAAUUAUUGAUAACGGAUGAUUUCUCACCGUUUGAUGAAAUAUCAGAAAUAAUGAAAGGAACCGAUGAUUCAUCACAGUUUACCAAUAGUCAUCCUGAUAAACCUGAUUUAUCAAUAGCUCAAACAACAAAUGAUUCAUCAGAUAAACCAAUAGUUAUCGGUUUCAUUCCCGAAGAAGAUGAUGAGCUAAUAAUCGAUGAUAGCUUAUCAUUAUUAACUUCUGCUACUACUGCAAGUACUAAUGAUAACAAUUUUGCAAUUAAACCUCAAUCAAUUCUUAAUCCGGAAAUUCCUGAUUCUAAUCAUCAAACAGUCGACAGCACCACAACAACAUCAAAUUUAAGCAUAAACAAUUGGCUAACAUUUUUUGAAACAUCAACGAUUACACCUGAAAUUGCAAUUGAUAUGAAAAAUGAAGUUAACAAUGAUGCAAAAGUUGCGAAUUCAGAAAUUUCAAUCACUCCAAUACCAAUGACAAUUUUUAAUAUAACAAUGCGACCAUCAAAAUUUAAUGCUAAACAUUUGAAUCGAUCAAGUAAUAAUAAUAAUAAUACUUAUACUUACUUAAUUUUGGAUGAAGUAAGUUAUACGAAAUUAAAUGAAUCAAAUAUGUAUGAUUCAUCAUCAACAAUUACAUCAAAUAUCGAUGAUCAAAAUAUUUCACUAAAUGAUUUAUUGUAUGAUGAAAAUGAAAUAUACAAUGAUUUAUAUACCGAUGAUUCACUCUCGUCAACAACAACAACAACAACAACAAAUGAUAUGACAAUACCGCCUGGCGCAAAAUUUACAAUGGAAAGUUUAUCAUUGCAAAAAAUGCAUCAAAUAAGAUCGGAACCGGAAAUGGCAACAACAUCAAUUUUGCAUACAGUCAAUAAUCAAAUUAAAAAUGCUAAUGAGCAUGAUAAUAGCUUAAUUUCAAUAGAUAAUCCUUCAGUAUCAUCAUAUGAUGAUACUGAAGAAUUGAUAGAAGAAACUGAUCCGGAAAAUCGCAAUACUGAAAAUGCAAUAACUACAACUCCAACAACAAUAUCACAAAUAAUAAAUUCAAGAAAAUCUGAUAUUACCAGACGUACAUUGGAUGAAAAUUUAAAUGAUCAAAUUACAAUUGGAACAACAUCUAUUCCUGAAAUUGAAGAAAUUGCUGAUAAAAAUAUGAAUCAUAAAAAAAUUAUUCAUCAAACAUUAACAGUACUUAAAACAGAAAAUGCUAUCAGUGAUGAUUCAUCGUUAUCAACAAUAUCACCAUCUGUUUCCACUUCAAUAUCAUUUGAGCAAGCAAUGAAUGAACUUUUAUCAUCUGAUUCAAAUUUUCUACACAAAUUAAAUACAUUAAAUUUACAAUCUCAAAUUAAUGCUACUACUACUACUACUACUGCUAGUGAUACUGAUAAAGAAUUGAUAAGCAGCACUGAUAAGAAUGACAAUAUUUUUAACACUAUAGCAUUGCAGUCAUCACCUUCGUCAAUAAUCGCUAAAACUGAAAAUUUAAUUUUUCAACAAAAAUUCAAAACAGGCAGAAAUGAUAUCACUUCAGUUAACAAUCCUAUUUUGGAUAAUGAUGAUGAAAAUUUGCGAUCAAAUGCGGAAAUUUCAACAAUUGACAAAUUUUCGUCAGAUGAAAGUAUCAGCGAUGAUAAUACUUUCAUAAAUGAUGAUCAUACAGUAUCCAAUAGUAUAUCUUUAUCAGUUACAACAAUCGUUCCGGAAAAUCUGAUCCGGAAUUCUUUUGCUAAUGAUGAAAAUUUGCGAUCAAAUGCGGAAAUUUCAACAAUUGACAAAUUUUCGUCAGAUGAAAGUAUCAGCGAUGAUAAUACUUUCAUAAAUGAUGAUCAUACUAUAUCUUUACCAGUUACAACAAUCGUUCCGGAAAAUCUGAUCCGGAAUUCUUUUGCUAAUGAUGAAAAUUUGCGAUCAAAUGCGGAAAUUUCAACAAUUGACAAAUUUUCGUCAGAUGAAAGUAUCAGCGAUGAUAAUACUUUCAUAAAUGAUGAUCAUACAGUACCCAAUAGUAUGUCUUUAUCAGUUACAACAAUCGUUCCGGAAAAUCUGAUCCGGAAUUCUUUUGCUAAUGAUGAAAAUUUGCGAUCAAAUGCGGAAAUUUCAACAAUUGACAAAUUUUCGUCAGAUGAAAAUAUCAACGAUGAUCAUACUAAUAGCAAAAAUAUUCGAUCAUCUGAAAUUUCCAUAAAUGAUGACCUUUCACCUGCUGAAAGUAACACCGAUGAUUUUACCAUUGAUGAAAAAGCUCAAUUAUCCGGAAUUUCUACAAAUAAUAACUUUUCACCUGAUUGGACUCAUAUCGAUUAUAGUGAAAUUAAUACUGAAAAUUUACGAUCAUCCGGAAUUUCUACAAAUAACAAAUUUUUGCUUAAUGAGAAUGUCACCGAUGAUCUCAGUAAUGAAGAAAGAAGCAUUCAAUCAUCAUUGGAAACAUCAACAAAUAAUAAUUUUUUAUUUGACAAAAAUAAUUGA